Messenger RNA from Diabrotica virgifera virgifera (western corn rootworm), 1650 nucleotides. RefSeq lists its product as uncharacterized. The transcript has 2 exons. Bases 162 to 1028 code for a protein of 288 amino acids. The record is from RefSeq and is a predicted model, not a curated record. Lineage: Eukaryota; Metazoa; Arthropoda; Insecta; Coleoptera; Chrysomelidae.
AUGGUCGAAUUGAGUCCCGGGCAUCGUAAUCCUUCUAAUUACCUUUUAAUAGCUUUCUAAUUUGUAAGUACUUUCUAAUUUGUACUUAAGCAUAUUUAGAAAUAUUGUUAUUACCUGGAAUAACAAUAGAGGAAUGAAAUGAUUUUAUUGGUUAUGUAUUUAUGGUAAUCAAAUAUAAAAAAGCAAUAUCCUACAAAAUAUUUAGUAUGGUGCGAUCUAUCUGUAUACGAUACGGUGUUAAGUUGAUUGCCAAAAUGAGUUCAGUGAAAAUUGUUCUUAGUGAAAAAGGAAAACAAUUGAUUGUGUUAAAUGGCUUCAAAUAUCGUUUUCACAAAUCUUUAAAGAAUAACGACAAGCGUUGGAUGUGUUGUGCGCAGACGAGAGAAAAAAGUAAAGCAUUUUUAAAAACCCAAGGUGACAACGUAGUGACGGAAAUUCGGGAUGAACACAACCAUAGCGAAUUAAACGAAGAUGCACUUAACCGCCAAAUGUUAAGUAACUCCUUAAAACGAAAGGCCGUAGAAGACAUCGGUGAAAGACCUAUGAAAAUUUUGCAGAAGGAAUUACGAAAUGGAGAUAUUAGUACCUUGACUACCAAAGACGUGGCAUUGGUUCGAAAAAAUAUGUAUAACGCCCGACGAUCUCUUCUGCCUAAAUUACCAAAAAGUAUGGAGGAAACUCAUGAUAUAUUAAAAACAUUUCCAGUGAAAACCAACAAAAACGAGGAUUUUCUAAUGGUGAACGACAUAGAAAACCAAAUUAUUAUGUUUUCCUGUAGCAGCAAUUUAGAAUUUUUAGCAGAUUUGGACACCAUUUAUAUAGAUGGAACUUUUGAAUAUUGCUUAAAGUUUUUUGAGCAAAUGUUCUCCAUCCAUGGUCUAAAAGAAGAUCAUUAUAUACCUUUGGUUUUCUUCUUAUUGCCAAAUAAACAAAAACAUACAUAUACACUGGCACUUAAAUACCUAACAGAACAAGUUGAGAAAUGCAAUAAAAAAACUCGCUUUAAGAACGGUAUUUGCAGAUUUUGAAGAAGCAAUUCAGCAAAGUGUCACUGAAGUUUGGACUAAUGUUUCAUUGAAGGGCUGCCGAUUCCAUUUAGGACAAUCCUGGUGGCGCAAAAUUCAGGCACUAGGUUUAACAUCCUUAUACAAAGACAAAGAGAGUGAUGUAGGAAAAUAUUUAAGAUACUGCUUUGGAAUGCCAUUUCUCAACCCAGAAGAUGUAGGAGAUUGUUUUGUUGAAGCUUUAUCAUCAAUACAGCCACAAAAUCAUAGAAUAGUAGAAUUUGCGGACUAUCUGGUCGAUAAUUAUGUCUCAGAAUCGGCUGAGUUUCCGCCAGAAUUUGGGCGGAGAUGUCAAGCAGUUUACAACGGACGACGAACGCAUGUGAGAGUUUUCAUUCCAGGUUUAACUCGUCAUUUUAUUUUGCUCAUACUCAUAUUUUUCAAUUUUUAACAGUUUUAAUAGACUUUCAAAGUGAAACGUAUGUUAAAAUUAGAAGUGUACAAAAAAAAGUAAAAAAAAUUAUUCUGCACAAACCCUUACAUCAAAAAAAUUUAUAGAUGAACAAAUUUUAAAAUUAAAUAAUAGAUUAAUAUCAAAAUUUGAUUACCUCAAAAGUGUAGGUGAAAAAUUUAGAAUAGUUAAAUA